Messenger RNA from Seminavis robusta, 465 nucleotides. The record is from the annotation of a GenBank genome assembly. NCBI's taxonomy places the organism in Eukaryota, Bacillariophyta, Bacillariophyceae, Naviculales, Naviculaceae.
AUGAAGAGUAAAGAGGAGAAGGAACGACAAGAGCACCACGAAUGUGAAGAGGAGUUUGUUGUCACCUGGACAGAAGCACAAGGACAGAGCCACUGUCCCAAGGAAUCGAGCAAAACUCUACGACCAACAGAUGCUUCUUCCAGCAGGGCUGUGUCUUGUCAUGGCCUUCAUCACAGCAAAGAAGACAUGAAUAUUAAGCUAUCAGCUGCUGCGGGUCUCGAGAGAAGCAACAAGAUGGGUGCAGAAAGCCAAGUAGGAGCCGUGCCAAUGGCUUCUUCCGGCAGGGCUGUAUCUCAUCAUGGCCUUCAUCGCAGCAAAGAAGACAUGAAUAUCAAGCUAUCAGCUGCUGCGGGUCUCAAGAGAAGCAACAAGAUGGGUGCAGAAAGUCAAGUAGGUGCGUUCCAAUGGCUUCUUCCAGCAGGACUGUAUCUCAUCAUGGCCUUCAUCGCAGCAAAGAAGACAUGA